AUGUCCACCGCCAAAUCCCGCAAUUUUCGCCGCCGUGCCGACACCAACGACGACGAUGACCUCUCUUCCACUCCCACCACCCUCCCUUCUAAACCCCCCGCCCCAAAGCCUAAGAAGCCCCAAGUCCCCAAACUUCUCAGCUUUGCCGACGACGAAGAAAACGACACCAACGAAACCCUCCGCCCACGCUCCUCCAAACCCCACCACCGCGUCUCGAAAUCUUCCUCUCACAAAAUCACCACUCACAAAGACCGAAUUUCACAUUCCCCUUCUCCUUCCAAUGUUCAACCACAAGCCGGAACAUACACCAAAGAAGCACUUCGCGAACUUCAGAAAAAUACCCGAACCCUAGUUACUCCCACUACCUCCUCUCGUCCUAUUUCUACUAAUUCCGAUGCUAAACCCUCCUCUGAACCUGUCAUCGUCUUAAAAGGUCUCCUCAAACCAGUCACUUCGGAACGUGAAUCGGAUUCCGAGGAUAGGGAAGAGGUUGAGGCUAAAUUCGCUUCUGUUGGCAUUCAAAACGUGAAAGACGCGCUUAUUCCUGAUGAAGAGACCAUUAAAGCUAUUAGAGCAAAGCGGGAGCGUCUCCGGCAGGCGCGUCCCCCUGCGCCGGAUUAUAUCUCAUUGGAUGGUGGAAGCAAUCAUGGCGCUGCGGAGGGAUUGAGUGAUGAGGAACCGGAGUUUAGGGGUCGGAUUGCCAUGUUUGGGGAGAAGGGAGAGGAAGGGAAGAAGGGUGUUUUUGAGGAUGUGGAUGAGAGGGGUGUUGAUGAGAGGUUUAAAGGUGUAGGGGAUGUUGUGGUGGAGGUGGAGGAGGAGGAUGAAGAGGAGAGGAUGUGGGAAGAAGAGCAGUUCAGGAAAGGAUUGGGAAAGAGAAUGGAUGAAGGGCCUUCUAGGGUGGCUGGUGGUGGUGAUGUUCCUGCUGUGCAAGUUGCUCAACAGCCCAAUUUUGUUGGUCCCUCUGCUGCAACUGUGUAUGGUGCAGUUCCAAAUGUAGCAGCAUAUGCGAAUACCAGCAUUGGAGGAGCAAUCCCAGCAACACCGGCUUUGGAUGUCAUCCCUAUAUCUCAACAAGCCGAGAUUGCGAAAAAAGCUUUGCUAGACAAUGUUAGGAGGCUUAAGGAAUCACAUGGAAGGACAAUGUCAUCAUUGAACCAAACAGAUGAAAACUUGUCUGCAUCCCUUUUGAAGAUUACUGAUCUUGAAAACUCAUUAGUGGUAGCUGAUGAGAAGUACAAAUUUAUGCAAAAGCUCCGAAAUUAUGUCUCAAAUAUAUGCGAUUUCUUACAGCAUAAAGCUUUCUACAUCGAAGAACUUGAAGAUCAGAUGAAAAAACUUCACGAAGAUCGAGCAUCAGCCAUUUUUGAAAAAAGAGCCACUAACAAUGACGAUGAAAUGAUUGAGGUAGAAGCAGCUGUGAAAGCUGCAAUGUCAGUUUUAAGCCGGAAAGGCGACAACGUGGAGGCUGCCAGAAGUGCAGCUCAGGAUGCAUUUGCUGCUGUGAGAAAACAAAGAGAUUUACCAGUAAAGUUAGAUGAGUUUGGUAGAGAUUUAAAUCGCGAGAAACGGAUGAAAAUGAUAGUGAUGGCCAAGGCUUGUCAACGCAGGAGGUCUAAAGCUUUUGAUUCUAAAAAGCUGGCAUCCAUGGAAAUAGAUGAUCAUAAAGUAGAGGGUGAAUCAAGCACCGAUGAGAGUGAUAGUGAGAGCCAAGCAUAUCAGUCACAACGUGAUUUAGUGCUGCAGGCUGCUGAUGAGAUUUUCAGUGAUGCUUCCGAGGAAUAUAGUCAAUUAUCCCUGGUCAAAAAGAGAAUGGAAGAAUGGAAAAGGGAGUAUUCGUCAAGCUAUAAUGAUGCUUAUAUUUCGUUAAGUCUUCCACUGGUCUUCUCUCCAUAUGUAAGAUUGGAACUCCUGAGAUGGGACCCACUUCACAAGGGUUUAGAUUUUCAAGAUAUGAAAUGGUAUAAAUUGUUAUUCACUUACGGUUUGCCUGAAGAUGGAAAAAGUUUUGUUCACGAUGAUGGAGAUGCUGACCUUGAGCUUGUUCCAAAUUUGGUAGAAAAGGUUGCACUUCCUAUUCUCCAUUAUGAAGUUUCCCAUUGCUGGGACAUGCUUAGUCAACACGAAACAAUGAAUGCUAUUGCUGCUACAAAAUUGAUUGUGCAACAUGUGUCCCAUGAAAGUGAAGCUCUUGCAGAACUUCUGGUUUUGAUUCGUACCCGUCUAGCUGACGCUGUUACUAGUCUUACGGUCCCUACAUGGAGUCCACUAGUGCUAGCUGCUGUUCCAGACGCUGCACAAGUUGCAGCAUAUCGAUUUGGUGUGUCUGUUCGAUUAUUGAGAAAUAUUUGCUUGUGGAAGGACAUAUUUGCAAUGCCAGUGUUAGAGAAGCUUGCUCUAGAUGAGCUUUUAUACGCAAAAGUUCUACCUCAUUGUAGAAGCAUAUCAGAAAAUGUUCAAGAUGCAAUAACAAGAACAGAACGGAUUAUUGCUUCCCUAUCUGGUGUUUGGGCUGGCCCAAGUGUCACUGCAGACAGAAACCGCAAAUUGCAGCCUCUGGUGGCUUAUGUGCUGUCACUUGGAAGGAUUCUGGAGAGAAGAAAUAUGCCAGAGAAUGAUCUAGCCCGUCGAUUGAAAAAAAUACUUGUGGACCUGGAUGAAUAUGAUCAUGCCAGGAACAUGGCCAGAACCUUCCAUCUGAAGGAGGCAUUAUGA
This is a messenger RNA of Lathyrus sativus (Indian pea), 2712 nucleotides long. The record is from the annotation of a GenBank genome assembly. Lineage: Eukaryota; Viridiplantae; Streptophyta; Magnoliopsida; Fabales; Fabaceae.